AUGGCUGUUGGUGGGCGGGCGCUGGCUGCUCAGACACCCGGGCUGGAGCAGGCGCAGGGCCCUGGGCUGAGGAAGCACUGGGGGCGAGGGCUCGCGGGGGUUCCACCUCCUGGGAAGAACCUGCCGCUGACAGACCCAGGCCCAACUGCGUCCUCGGUGACUUCCGCCGACUUCCGGGAGACCGAAGGGCACCGCUCCCCGCGCCGCGCCGCGCCGCCGCCCGAGCCCGGAGUGCGGACACCCCAGGGAUCGCCCUGGCGCGCGCGCGGCGGGCCGCGGGAGGGGGCUCGGCGCGGGGCUCCCGGCCCCCCAGCCCAGGGGUGGGAGUGGGGACCUGGCCGCCCCUCCCCCAUCGGCAGGCCUGCGCCCCAGAGGACCCCUGCCCGCAGCCCCCGCGCCUCCCCUAGGCCUGCCCGGAGCAUGUUGCCUGCAGCCAUGAGGGGCCUCGGCCUGGCGCUGCUGGCCGCGCUGCUGUGCUCGGCGCCCGCUCAGGGCCUGUGGUGCCAGGACUGCACCCUGACCACCAACUCCAGCCAUUGCACCCCGAAGCAGUGCCAGCCGUCGGACACCGUGUGCGCCAGCGUCCGCAUCACGGACCCCAGCAGCAGCAGGAAGGACCACUCGGUGAACAAGAUGUGCGCCUCCUCCUGCAGCUUUGUGAAGCGGCACUUUUUCUCAGACUACCUGAUGGGCUUUAUUAACUCCGGGAUCUUGAAGGUCGACGUGGAGUGCUGUGAGAAGGACUUGUGCAACGCGGCCGGCGGGGCGCGGCGCAGCCCCUGGGCCCUGGCCGGGGGGCUCCUCCUCAGCCUGGGGCCUGCCCUGCUCUGGGCUGGGCCCUGA
This is a messenger RNA of Lepus europaeus (European hare), 843 nucleotides long. RefSeq names its product lymphocyte antigen 6 family member H (gene LY6H). Lineage: Eukaryota; Metazoa; Chordata; Mammalia; Lagomorpha; Leporidae. Gene Ontology annotation, molecular function: acetylcholine receptor inhibitor activity; acetylcholine receptor binding. Gene Ontology annotation, biological process: acetylcholine receptor signaling pathway. Gene Ontology annotation, cellular component: plasma membrane. The record is from RefSeq and is a predicted model, not a curated record.